Lycium barbarum (goji berry) is the source of this 1815-nucleotide messenger RNA. RefSeq lists its product as uncharacterized. The record is from RefSeq and is a predicted model, not a curated record. The coding region runs from base 1 to 1815 and encodes 604 amino acids. The transcript has 2 exons. Lineage: Eukaryota; Viridiplantae; Streptophyta; Magnoliopsida; Solanales; Solanaceae.
AUGCUGAGGGGGAAAUUUCAGGAUAUCAUCACUCAUAUUGCGGCUUUGGGCAAUCAGGUCACUUCUUUAUUUUCUGAAUCUAGUCGUUCUAGUUCUGCUUCGGCUGACUUGAAUCUGACUGCGGGAUCGUCUUCGGCGGGGGCCACCAACCUAACUCUGCGCCAUAAGCCGGCGCCGGUGGAACUUGGCCGUUUUUUGGGUGACAAUCCGGAGGCGUGGGUUUUUCAGGCUGCUCGAUAUUUUGAGUUCUAUGGUAUUGCUCCUGAUCAGCAACUCUCUAUUUCUUCUUUUUAUUUGGAUGGUGAUGCUCUUGCCUGGUAUCGUUGGCUUUUUCGUAAUAAGCAAUUAAGUGACUGGCCAGCUUUUUCUGAGAAAUUGAUUUCUCGAUUCAAAAAACGGUAUCUUGAGGAACCGGAGGGACGUUUGGCUAAGCUCCAGCAGUUGACUACAGUGGUUGCAUAUCAGGCGCAAUAUGAGGCAAUCGUGACUGAAGCAGUUGCUCUUCCAGAUGCUAUGAUAUUGCACGGCUUCACGUCGGGCCUUAAACCUGAGAUUAAGGACGAUGUCCUCAUUGCGAACCCCAAAACAUUAGACGAAGCAGUCCACUUGGCCCAAUUAUAUGAGCAUAAGAUUCAGCGCGACCGUGGACAGCCCCGGUCAAGUUGGCCCAAAUCACAACCACUUUUGCCCACCCCGACAUCUGCUUUUUCGCCGGUCUCUAUGCCUACUUCCUCAGUACCUAAACCUAAACUUACGAUCAAACGACUCUCACCGACAGAGCUUCGUGAGCGCCGAGAAAAGGGCCUAUGCUUCUCCUGUGAUGAAAAAUUUACCCCCGGCCACAAAUGUAAACCUUCCUCUCACCUUUUGUUGAUCACUGAUGAAUACUUGGAUGCUUCGGGUAAUUUCGAUCCGGCCAUUUCUGACGAAGCUCUAGCAAAACAUCUUCAGGCUUCAGAGGUGGAAGCUCAAUCUGCUAUUUCCUUUCACGCCUUGGCUGGUGGUAUUUCAGCAAACACCUUACGUUUUCGUGGCCAUGUUCGAGGGUCUCCUGUCCAGGUACUUCUUGAUGGGGCUAGUACCCAUAAUAUUCAGACCAGGGUUGCUAAUUUCCUUCACCUACUAGUGGAGUCCACGGAGAAUUUUUCUGUUGUCGUCAGCAGUGGACAACGCCUUCCCAUGCGGCAUGUUAUUUCGAAUUUAACCAUGGUGAUUAACGUGUCCACUGGGAUGGCUUCUUAUUAUCACCUUGCUUUGGUUUCCCAUGCACCGGAUAAUCCUUUGGCUCAUCCACCGGAUCUUAAGGACCUCAUAGAUGGGUUUUCUGAUGUCUUUCAGAAACCAGGGUCCUUGACACCAUCGUGCCCACAAGACCAUUCCAUUCAUUUGUUGCCUAACUCCGGACCUAUCAACGUCAAACCUUACCGGUAUCCAUAUUUUCAAAAGCGUGAAAUGGAAAGAUUAGUGGCUGAGAUGUUGAAGGAUGGUAUCAUCCGCCCUAGUACUAGUCCAUAUUCCUCGCCCGUCUUGUUGGUGCGAAAGAAGGACGGUACGUGGCGUUUUUGUGUGGAUUAUAAGGCUCUUAAUGCCAUUACAGUCCGUGAUCGUUUUCCCAUUCCUACAAUAGAUGAAUUAUUUGAUGAACUUCACGGCUCUCAAUUUUUCUCGAAGCUGGAUUUGUUGGCAGGCUAUCACCAAAUCCGUAUAAAAGCUACUGAUGUGGAAAAGACUGCUUUUCACACAAACGACGGUCACUAUGAAUUUCUUGUUAUGCCUUUUGGUCUGUCGAAUGUGUAUACGGUGAAAACCGGAUGA